GAAAGCUCAGGAAAUCAUCGGCGAGUGGGCGGAAAAGCGCGGUAUUCAUGACCAGCUGGUUAUUGCUACAAAUGUAUAUUGUUCAUGACGCUUCACGGGAAUUCUCUUCGAGCUAAUGGUUAUAAUUUGGACAGUACACUAUGAAUUUCAAACGAAGCACCUCUGAGGCGCAGAAGAUUCCUACACCGGAAACAACGUCAAGUCGAUGCGCAUCAGUGUAGAGGUGAACCUGAACAAACUUAGGACGUCUUACAUCGACAUCUUAUAUUUCUGGUGGGACUUCGACACCAGUGUUGAGGAGGUCAUGAAUGGGUUGCACAUCAUUGUUCAGCAGGGCAAAGUUCUCUACCUGAUAACCCAUAUUAACACCCCUGUCACAUCAGUUUAUGAAACCAACUUUAUUAGGGUAUCUUCGAUACACCUGCCUGGAUUGUGUCCAAGGCAAAUCAAUAUGCUCGCGACCACGGGAAGACCCCCUUAGUGAUCUAUCAAGGGAUAUAGAACGUAUUGCUCAUUUGAGCGCGACAUAAUUCCGAUGGCACGCACCGAAGGUA
Suillus paluster is the source of this 554-nucleotide messenger RNA. RefSeq lists its product as uncharacterized. NCBI's taxonomy places the organism in Eukaryota, Fungi, Basidiomycota, Agaricomycetes, Boletales, Suillaceae. The record is from RefSeq and is a predicted model, not a curated record. The transcript has a single exon. Bases 206 to 481 code for a protein of 91 amino acids.